Molecule: messenger RNA, 2094 nt
Organism: Suillus plorans
Lineage: Eukaryota; Fungi; Basidiomycota; Agaricomycetes; Boletales; Suillaceae
Product: P-loop containing nucleoside triphosphate hydrolase protein
Exons: 4
Coding region: 1-2094 (697 amino acids)
Biological process (GO): double-strand break repair via homologous recombination
Cellular component (GO): cytoplasm; chromosome; nucleus
Molecular function (GO): four-way junction helicase activity; 3'-5' DNA helicase activity; ATP binding
Source: RefSeq, a predicted model, not a curated record
AUGUCAGAAGCCCCUAGUCUGGGCGUAAUUCGAGACAUCACCCAGCAGCGCUUUGGAAAACGGCCAUGCCUUUGGCAGAUCAAAAUCACACAAGCAUUCAUUGAAGCUAACCGUGACAUUGUGUGCAUUGCCGGUACAUCAAUGGGGAAGACUAUGACAUUUUGGAUGCCUUUACUAUUCAAACCCGGCCUUCAAAUUAUCGUGACUCCAUUGAACCAGCUCGGGAGACAGAACGUUUCGUCACUGGCAAAAGCAGGCUUGCUAAGUAUAUCGAUAAGCUCAGAGACAGCUAGCUGGGCCAAUUUUCAUGACAUCGAAGAUAUGAAGUAUAGGGCCGUCAUCGUUAGUCCAGAGCAGCUUAUGAAGCCUGGAGGGGAAUUUGAGAAACUGCUGCGCAAACCGCUUUUUGCGCAGCAGAUUAUUGGCAUGGUAUUUGAUGAAGCACAUUGUAUCGCAACCUGGGGUGAAUUCCGUCCUGAAUACAAGGAAUUAGAACGUCUCCGUUAUAUCCUGCCUUGCUACGUCCCUUUCAUGCUCGCAUCCGCAACGCUCACAGUGGACAAUCUCGCACACGUGAAGCGGCUACUCCACAUAUGCUCAAACAAACUCCUCACGAUUCAAACUUCUGUCGAUCGUGCAAAUAUCAAACUCUGCGUCCGUAAAAUCAUGUACUCACUUUCAUCAUAUCAAGACCUCUUGUUUUUAAUACCUGAUGGCUGGAAGGACAGUGACCCAGCACCUCCAAAGUUUCUCAUCUUCUUUGACGACAUUCAAGACUCUAUAGCGGCGGCAAAAACAAUACAGAAACGACUCCCAUCAGCACUGCGUCACAGGAUAAAGUGGUUUAACUCUGACAUGACAACACGAUUCAAAGAAGACGAGGUGGACCGCUUGAUAUCUGGAGAGACUUGGGGGCUUUGCACCACAGAAUCAUUCGGAAUGGGAAUGGACGUACCAGAUAUAUUACUUGUCAUCCAGUGGAAAGCGACAUGCAAGUUGGCCACUCUUUGGCAACGAUGGGGACAUGCUGUCAGGGAUCGCAGACUCCAAGGCACAGCCAUAUUAUUUGCUGAAAGAGAGUAUUUCGACGAUGUGCGGGAAGAAAAGCGCUGGCGGCAAGAGACGAAAAAACGCAAAGCAGGCGAGAACAGAGAACGUACGGCUACAAGACAGCGUACCCAGCUACAUCCUGUAAGCAGGCAGGAUGAUGUACAUGAGUGGGAGAAUGAUAUUCCUGGGGACGAUAGUGACGGUGACAAAGCGGAGGUAGGUGAUCAAGAGCUAAGAGGGCAGUUGCAGUCAAAGUUGGAGGGAAAGCCAGGUGGUUCACGGAAGAAGAGGGAAUUAGAUCCUGCGAUGGACUGCUUGAUUAAUGCUCACCUGCGAGGUACAAUUCAUUGUCGACGCAAGGUCCUCCAUGUUCACUUCAAUGACUCAUUGGCUGAUCCAGACCAUGUUACAUGUGACCCAUCAAAUUCCGACGGCUGCACCUGUUGCGCACCACUCACAUCAAGUGUCUGUUGCGACAUCCAUAAUCCCGACUCUCUCUCACAUAACAAUAUAUCUUUACCUUCCAAAAUCGCCCACCGUUCACGCACUGUCAAGUACGAGAUGGGGCCACGGGAAUUUGAGCUCCGUGAUGCUCUGGAAGAAUGGCGAGAAUUAAUAACUAGGAGAGUAUACGGUGAUUCGGCGCUCAACGACUAUGGUCCUGGUGUGACAAUGCCGGACUCAGCAUUGGACCGUAUUGUCGACUGUGCUCACCACCAUAAAAUUUCUACUACCGAUGACCUACGUAAGGAAACAAAGUGGUCUGCAGCGGACCGCUUUGGUAGUGAUGUCAUAGCUAUCAUUCAGCGCAUCAUACCAGUUCCCGUGCUCAUACCUGUUUUCACUACUGCCACGCGUCCACGACAAAAUCUCCCAUCUACUUCUCAAUCCAAUCAACCGGUCGUCGCUCGAAAACAACCCAGAUGUAGCACGUGUGGUGUUACAAUAACAUUUAAAGAGGCCCCUAUACUCAUUUUCCUCUUACCUCUUAAACGGGCCGUCCGUACCACGCUUAUCUCUUAUCAUGCCUAUCUCUUAUCUUGA